GUGACGUUCUGGCCCCACCCCCUGCUUGUGUGCGGCCAGUACCGGAAGUUCCGUUCCGUCGCGAACUGGGACAGCAAAGCGUACCUCUCACAGUGUAUGUGUGGCAACAACAUGUCUGUGCCGCUGCUCGCCGAGGCUGUGACAGUGUCUGGGAUGGAAAAGGAGACUGCGGCGGUGAUCUUCCUUCAUGGGUUAGGAGAUUCAGGGCAUGGGUGGGCCGACACUUUGACGGGGAUCCAGCUGCCUCACGUCAAGUUCAUCUGCCCCCACGCGCCCCCGAUUCCCGUCACUCUCAACAUGAAUGCGAUGAUGCCAGCGUGGUUUGAUCUAAAGGGUCUCAGUCCUGACUCCCCAGAGGAUGAAUCUGGAAUCAAGAAGGCAGCAGACAACAUCAAGGCCAUAAUCGAACAUGAGGUGAAAAAUGGGAUCCCCCCACACCGCAUAAUGCUCGGUGGCUUCUCUCAGGGUGGAGCCUUGUCCCUGUACACCGCCCUGACCUGCCAGCAUCAGCUGGCCGGCGUCGUGGCCCUCAGCUGCUGGCUGCCCCUCCACAGGAGUUUCCCAUCGGCUUCCAGCGGCAACAAGAACAUCCCCAUCCUGCAGUGCCACGGUGAGAUGGACAGCAUGAUCCCAGUGAAGUUUGGUGGCAUGACAGCAGAGAAACUCAAAACCAUAGUCAACCCUCAGAUGAUCACCUUCAAAACCUACCCAGGGCUCUCUCACAGCUCCUGCUCUCAGGAGAUGGCGACUGUAAAGGAAUUUAUCGAGAAGUAUAUGCCCCGAAUCUGACCUCACCUCACCCCCACUGUGACCCUCUGAGACACUGACCUCUCACGCCUGAUCCGCCAUUCUCCCACAGGAAACAGCCAUGAGCAUCCCCUCUUCCACACACAUCAGCAAGAUGACAAACCCGCACACACACCUUUAAUAAUGAUAAUGAUUUGAUCCACACUGCUACACAUAACAUACUUCGGUCCAAUGCAGUCCUUCAGACACUCAAACUGAAACCGCACUGAUUUAUUCUAACAUUAAGAAGUGCUAACACUCACAAGUCUUAGCGUUUCGGAGGGAGAAUACUAAACUAAACUAAAUGAUGCAUUCCCUUUGGUUUUAUUUUAACCACUUCUGUCAGUGGCUUCCACACUAUAUCAUUUUACCUCAUCUUAACCUCCAGCUGUCACAUCCACUUUUGCUUUCACUCUUUCGUUGCUGCAAUUUUUGAGACAUUGAGUCACAUAAGCAGGUUAACAGCUACAUGAUUCUGUGAGCCACCAUUCAAAGGCGCAGUCAGACCGGAUUUCACUUCCCAAUCAUUUCCACGUGGAAUGGGAUGUAACACAUUUGCUCCUAGUCAGGAAUUGACCUUAUUUCUCUGGUUCAAUCAGAUUGAACAUGUAAAAUAGUAUCUGUCCAAUGCACACGUUUAGGAAAAGGGGGGUUGAAUUUCUAGAAGAAAUGUGGUAAAUGCAUGGUCAAAUACUACAAUCAGAGCCUAGACACACAAAGCUAAAACACAUUUAAUGUUUGAUAAAAUCCUGCACAGGCUUUUUCCUGUCCCCUCCUACAUUUCUUUGCUAAAUUACACAACUAAAUUUGGCAAGAUUAAAUAAAUUCAUCCACGUGAAAUUCUGUCCAACUGCGGCUUUGCCUCAAUGCCACUGUCCCACUGAAUCUGGUUUCCAUCCCACCACACAAAUUCCAAACCGCAGCCUGUCCGAGACUUGCAUCACUAACUGCCUAUGGAGGCCCCUCUUGACUAAUCUUUAACAAUCAUACACGAGGGCUUUACAUUUCUUUCUUUUUUUAAACGAGUGUAAUAAAAUAUCUUGAAGUACAUGAAGAAAUAAUCCAAUUGAAAUAAAACCAAUCAAUCCAUGCUUUUGCCACACUGCUGUUUAUUUCAAAAACAUCCACACCUGCAUGUUAACCUAUUUCUGCUUUCUGUGAUUCUUUUAGUAAAAUUGCCUCAGUUGAUUUAAAAAAUACAUAAGAUUGUAGGUAUGAGUUGCAUGAAAUAAAACCGCCCCCCAGAUGUUUGCAGGCCGGCAUAGACUGCUCACCAUGACUCGUUUCCUUGUCCCUAAAACACACACACUUUUUCCUCAAACAUUCUCCCCAUUCAAGUGUUCCUGUUCCAGCAUUUUCCACCCUCCUCUUCAUCAGUCCCAGUGGAUUUUCAGUGUUUGUUUUGUGUUUAAAACUCCAGAAAAACCUGUUAACUAAAAAAACUUCUUCCACAACACCAUAGCAGUCCAGAGUUUUAAACCGUACACCAUUCACCCCCAAGAAAAUGUAAGAAAAUAUAAACUUUCUCGCUCCCUGCUUCGGCAACAUACUGUAACCCACUAAUAUCCCAUAUAAGGUCAGAUUUAAAGUUAAUCCCAAUCCUAUUAAAGUUAACUUCUUAAAAAUAAAAUGGCUAUACACCGGGAGACUUGGCAAGAAGCUGUUCCAAUACUACUGUAGGGUGAUUUUAAAAAUGAAAAACAGUUAACUUUGAACAUAGGAGUGUAACUGAGGAAUCGUGUGUGCUUAAACAUAUAUAUAUAUAUGUAUAUGUAUAUAUAUAUAUAUAUAUAUAUAUAUGUAUAUGUAUAUGUAUCAGGUGUUCUGCAUUUUCCUUUGUGAAUGGUUAUUUUGCUCUCCUCAUGAUUACUUGUUCUUUGUUGCUGUUUUUUACCCUGACUUAACAAAAAGAAAAGGAGGAAAGACAUCUGUUUGAUUGUUGUUGUUGAAUCAGUGAAUGUCUCUUACCUCCACGAAUCCUUUGAUGUUUUCCUACAACUCUGAAUCUGAUGCAGCCCUGCCUUCAUUCCGUGUCUGUCUUUAGUUUCUUUUCUUUAACACCAACUUUUUUUAAAUUCUUACACUUCCCCUCUGCGAAAAGGUCUUGUGUGUUUUCUCCUGGGUUGUAUGUUGUCAUUGGAUUUUACUUUUUGUUUUUUGUUGUUUAUUGGACUUGUGUUUUGUUGCGUUUUGUCAUGUUGUCAUCUCAUCCUUUGUUUGUUUUUAAAUAUAAGCAUUAAAUAAACAUGUUUAGGUGAGACUGAGUGGUCUCAAGUUUUUUCUUUUCUUUUUUCGAAACACCUGUAUGCGGAAUAAAUGACAAAAAAAUGA
Messenger RNA from Eleginops maclovinus (Patagonian blennie), 3117 nucleotides. It is a transcript of the gene lypla2, whose product is annotated as lysophospholipase 2. Gene Ontology annotation, molecular function: palmitoyl-(protein) hydrolase activity; carboxylic ester hydrolase activity. The coding region runs from base 97 to 789 and encodes 230 amino acids. The transcript has 10 exons. Gene Ontology annotation, biological process: protein depalmitoylation. The record is from RefSeq and is a predicted model, not a curated record. Gene Ontology annotation, cellular component: cytoplasm. NCBI's taxonomy places the organism in Eukaryota, Metazoa, Chordata, Actinopteri, Perciformes, Eleginopidae.